UCGUUUCCGUGAGAGUUAUAAAAGAAAUCUUGUCCGAGUCUGCAUUUUGAUGACGAGAUAUUUUAAAUCAUUUCUCGGGAUGUAAACGUAUUUCUUGACUGAUUCUGUUAGGACAGCCCUGCCCCGGGGGCACUGAGUCAGGAAUAGGGGAACGUAUCCCUCAGUCAUGUGAUUAAGGUGUGGCGAGUAGGCGGUGUGGUGCGUCGGGACGCGGUUCGUUUUACUUUACCUGCCCAAACUACUUUAAACUGUUAGCUAUGUGGGACACGCGCAUUAUACUGCCAGAAGAGGAGGGCUUUACACCGGCAAGAGAACAACGGCAACGUCAGGGGAAAUGAUGAACUAGAAACCAUGAUAUGAGCACAAAAGCUCAGCAACAAGUUGGAAUUUCAUGGUUGAUGUUUUUUGUCGGAGCGAGAAAAAACGGGAAAACGGAUUUAAAUAAACAUCAUCACUAUCUGUGUUGAGCAUAGGUUCUUUUUAAAUCGUACAUUUAACUGGUAUUUAUUUAUUUAAAUUGUGGUGGAAUAUUUGAGCGUUUCUGUUAUAGGUUUUUACGAAGCAGGGUUUAAUUUAUAAAGCAAUGGCUUUGUCUCAGAUCCAGUGUUUGGAUGACAACCAUGUGAACUGGCGGUUGAACGAGUCUAAACCCGAGUUCUUCUAUAGUGAAGACCAAAGACUGGCAUUGGAGGCUCUUCUUGAGGGAGGUCGGGGUGCUUUCGAAAAGUACACCCAGGCACAUCAAGUUCGAGAGUUUCUGUCAGAACUGGAGUUGGAGCAGCUGUUAAGAACCGCGGAGGAUUACAAGCCGGGAUCCGACCACUCUAAAGGAGACGUGGCCGGAGACAGCGAGGAUGGAGCGGUGUCCCUGCAGUAUUGGCCGGAGCGCUCGGACAUCUCAAUUCCGGAUCUGGAUAUGGGUUGGCCAGACAGCUCUUCCUACCGAGGCGUAACUCGGGUCAACGUGUACACACAACCGCCAUUGGAGGGACAGCAACAUAUCAAAGAAGUAGUUAGAAAAACUAUCGCGCAAGCAAAUAAGGUUAUUGCAGUGGUUAUGGACUUGUUUACAGAUGUGGACAUCUUCAGAGACCUGUUGGAUGCCAGUUUUAAGCGGAAGGUGGCGGUGUACAUAAUCUUGGAAGCUAGUGCAGUGCCACACUUUCUGAGCAUGUGUGGGAGGGCCGGAAUGCACAGGGGACACCUGAAGAACCUAAGAGUCCGCUACAUUGGAGGGACAGAGUUCUACACGCGGUCGUCAAAGAAAGUGCACGGCUCCAUGAGUCAGAAGUUCAUGUUUGUGGAUGGAGACCGAACAGUGUCUGGGUCAUACAGUUUCACCUGGAUGGCCUCCAGACUGGACAGAAACCUAAUCACAGUGCUCACGGGCCAGGCUGUGGAGACCUUUGACAAACAGUUUAGAGAGCUCUACCUGAUGUCUAGGGGUGUGAACCUCAGCAAGAUCAAUCUGGAGGAUGAGCCUGAACCCGAGCCCCUCCCACAGGCUGCACCUGUGCCCCUCCCUUCAGCUGCCGUGGCCCGUAAACUGAUCAAUCCCAAAUAUGCCCUGGUCAGUAGUAAUGCUGUGGAGACUGGUAGCAGGACGUCCUCAGACAAGAACAGUGCCAAGAACAGCAGCUCAAACAACCCCAUGAUAAAAGUCCCCCUGCGUGCAAAAAUAGAGCCAGUGGAGGCCCCGCCACUCCACCCUGGACUCGUCAACCUGGAGCGCGCAUACUUGAUUCACUACCUUCCGACCUGGCCUGAACCCGACCCGCCCAGUGACGUCAUCGGCUUCAUCAACAUCCGGGACUCCAACAAGCCCAUGCAGGCCCACCUCAUGCGCUCGGAGCUGUUUGAAAUCUCGCAGGCUGUCCGCUUCAAGGAUCCCUUCGUUCUUCCCCAGGAGUCACUGCCUGAGAAGGCCGUCCCCAGAGGGAAAACUGAAAACCCCACCACUGAUGCCCCAGCUGUCCCAGAGCAACAGCAAGCACAGCCCCAACUCCAAAAGACCCAUGGUGAGACAGAGAAGAGCGUGCAGCCUUCGAAUCAAACGCAAAGUCCAGGAGACAAUCAGGGAAGGACGGACAUGCUGCCUCCACCAGUCCCUAAACCCAGAACUGUUCAACUUGUCAUCAGUGACACCGCUUCUAAAGAUGCACCUGAUGUCGCUAUGGUGAAAAUGCCCUGCACAGACAUUUCAACACCACAAACUAUAGGGAGCCAUAAUCCUGGUCAGACCUCAGACAAACACUCAGAUCCAUCUGACAAUACACUAACUGCAGUCAAAGCACCAAGUGAAACAACUGACAAUACACUAAUUGCAGUCACACCACCAAGUGAACCAACUGACAAUACACUAAUCUCAGUCACACAACCAAGUGAACCAGGAACAGAAGACGAAGGAGAUGGAGAUGUGGACCUGGAUGAUCAGGAAGAGGAGCUGAAAGCAAUCGGGACAGAGGCUGACAGCAAUGAGGCUGGCAACGCUGAGGUCCCCCAUACCCAGUCCCCCAGGGAUGAAUCCAACAUCUCUACACCAUCAGAUGAAUAUUUUGAGUGCAGCGAAUCUGACAUUUUGGAAUCCAGGAUUGAGCUCAUAGCUAAUGGAACACACACUGGUUCUGGGCGUUUUGAGGACCACAGACAGUCCGAUGGAUUGAAUGUCAUGGCCAGGUUUUCCCAGUCCAUGCUAGAUUUGCGACCAGAGAACCAGCUGCAGCUGCAGCAGAAAGCAGUACACACCCAGAGAGCACUGGCAGACAUCCGCCUAGCCCUGGAGAGGAAGGAGAUACAGGUGCACCAAAAAUUGCCCUGUGGCAAUGGAAGGAAGCUGUAUCAGACUUCAUCCAGAUCCCCAGCCAGCACCAUCCGUGGUGAGUGGGAAAGCCAGGGGCGGGGGACCGCUAAGGUGGUGCUUGCCAAGCCUGGAUGCUACCAUCGCCCAGCAAAAGCUGCAGGGCCUGUCAUAGGCGGCCACAAGUACUGGCAGGGCAAACUGUUCAGCCAGGACAAGUCAUCCAGCGGUCGCUGCUCCCCUAACAGACUAGCUCAGAUGCAGCUGGCAAACUCUCGGACUGGGCGUUCCCCUAGCCGCCACGGCUCCCCCUACAGGCAGUCCCAAGGACAGUCAGGAAGACCCAGCCAUCACUGCUCUCCGCAAAGGCCACAUGCUACUCAGGGAGACAGUCGAGCUCCCUUUGGCAUCUCCUUCGCCAAGCUCUCCCAGUUCAAACACUUAAAAGGGAAGAUGUCAGGUACCCCAAUGCAGAAUAAGAAGGCACAGCUGGGGCAGAAGGGAACCUCUUAGCUGCACAGCUUCAGGCCCUUUCUCCUACUUUCAGCGGGAAGGAUGAAACCGCACCCUUCAGAAGAACACCCUGCUUUUUGCUAAGCGGGGAAGAUCCAAUGCAGGGAGCUCUCUCAUGUAUUAUGGUUGGGUAUCUACUUUUUCUUCACAUG
Megalops cyprinoides (Indo-Pacific tarpon) is the source of this 3462-nucleotide messenger RNA. RefSeq names its product protein FAM83G (gene sack1gb). The transcript is spliced from 5 exons. The record is from RefSeq and is a predicted model, not a curated record. Bases 584 to 3310 code for a protein of 908 amino acids. NCBI's taxonomy places the organism in Eukaryota, Metazoa, Chordata, Actinopteri, Elopiformes, Megalopidae.